UUUUCUUAAUAUUAGGAGUAUGGCUAUGGUGUCAUUUUUUCUUGGAACUGUGCCGGUAGGUGCUGCUUGGUUAUAUUCAGUGUAUUUGGAGUACAAGAAACAUUCAGCAUCAUCCAAAGUUAGGCAUUCUGAUAUCAAUUUGGUUGAGUUGGGAAAUGAAGCAGUCAAAGAAGACGAUAGAGCUGUUCUAUUGGAAGGAGGUGGCCUUCAAUCAACAUCGCCUAGAAUCGGAAGUUCAUCUGUGACGUCUCAGAUUACUAGGUUUUUCUUGAUGGAUGAAAUUUUCUUGCUUGAAAAUCGGUUAACUCUGAGAGCAAUAUCAGAGUUUGGUGCCCUUUUGACUUACUUCUAUCUAUCUGACCGUACAAAUCUAUUUGGUGAAUCAAAGAAGAGCUACAAUCGUGAUCUUUUCCUCUUCCUCGACUUCCUUCUCAUCAUAGUCUCAGCAAUCACUUCUUUUAAGAUCCACCAUGACAAGUCGCCUUUCUCCGGAAAAUCCAUUAUGUAUUUGAAUAGGCAUCAAACUGAAGAAUGGAUAGGAUGGAUGCAGGUAUUAUUUUUAAUGUAUCACUACUUUGCUGCCACAGAAAUUUACAAUGCUAUAUUAGUUUUUAUAGCUGCAUAUGUAUGGAUGACUCGAUUUGGAAACUUCUCUUACUACUACAUCCGCAAGGAUUUCAUCAUCGCAAGAUUCACUCAGAUGAUGUGGAGGCUUAAUUUCUUGGUAUUCUUUAGCUGUGUUGUCCUGAACAACAAUUACAUGUUGUACUAUAUAUGCCCCAUGCAUACUCUUUUCAUGCUGAUGGUUUAUGGGGCCCUUGGUAUAUUCAACAAAUACAAUGAAAAUGCAACAGUUAUUGCCAUUAAAUUCAUUGCCUGCUUCUUGGUUGUUAUUCUGAUGUGGGAAGUUCCAGGAGUCGUUGAAGUGGUUUGGAGCCCAUCUACUUUCUUCCUUGGAUAUUCUAACCCAGAUCCUUCUAAACCAAAGCAGUCUGUCUUGCAUGAAUGGGAAUUCUGUUCAGGUCUUGAUCGUUACAUAUGGAUAAUUGGGAUGAUAUAUGACUACCAUCCAACAGUAGAGAGAUGGAUGGAGAAACUCGAGGAAACUGAAGUGAAACGUAGGAUAUCAAUAAAAGCAGCUAUUGCCAUAAUGUCACUCACGAUGGGAUAUCUUUGGUAUAAGUACAUAUACAAGCUUCCGAAGAUAACGUAUAACAAAUAUCAUCCUUACACAUCUUGGAUACCAAUAACAGGUAAAUAAAGGCAGAUCUAGUGUGCCAGAUGGACAGCCUAAAAAGUUGCUAUGUUUGAUCCCCGACUAUCCAUUGCUGAACUUCUUGCUUACCACUGCCAUAUAUGUUGCAGUUUCUCACAGAUUAUUUGAAUUGACACACUUUGAAAUCCACAUUUAUUCCGAUGAAAGAUGAUAAACGUCUUGGCUACAACAUAGUUGCGGCUUUAGUUAUAUGAGGUCUUCUAUGUCUUGUCCUCUGUAUUUCUGAGGAUACCUCAGAUGCUGGUGUAAAAGUGUACGUACAUUACAUAUUCUUUGUAAGCUGGCUGCAGAGAAGAGAUUUACCCAAACUGGGUUAUAGUUCUUUAGUUUAGGAUUCUUUGUAUAUGCUCUGGCUCUUGAACUCAAAUUUUUGAUUAAGCGGUUUGUAUUUUCCACAUGUAAUGGUUCCCUUCUAACUGUGGGGCGAUGUCCCAGUUUACUUAUCUAUAUUGUUUUGCCUCAGUAAUUUAUUUACAGUAAUUUCACCUUAGAAAGGGAAGUGCCAUUUCAUCCAAA
Messenger RNA from Capsicum annuum, 1792 nucleotides. Its product is annotated as protein REDUCED WALL ACETYLATION 2-like. Lineage: Eukaryota; Viridiplantae; Streptophyta; Magnoliopsida; Solanales; Solanaceae. Gene Ontology annotation, cellular component: Golgi apparatus. The record is from RefSeq and is a predicted model, not a curated record. Gene Ontology annotation, biological process: xyloglucan metabolic process; plant-type secondary cell wall biogenesis; xylan biosynthetic process. Gene Ontology annotation, molecular function: acetyltransferase activity.